Messenger RNA from Brassica oleracea var. oleracea, 2358 nucleotides. Its product is annotated as xyloglucan galactosyltransferase KATAMARI1 homolog. The record is from RefSeq and is a predicted model, not a curated record. Gene Ontology annotation, molecular function: glycosyltransferase activity. The transcript is spliced from 2 exons. Bases 135 to 2273 code for a protein of 712 amino acids. NCBI's taxonomy places the organism in Eukaryota, Viridiplantae, Streptophyta, Magnoliopsida, Brassicales, Brassicaceae.
UUUUCUGAAUCUGCAAGAGAUCCAUUUUUGCCCUAAAUCUAUCAUUCAGAUUCAGAAUCAUAUCACAUAUCCUUUCACGAUAUCUUCUCCCACAAGCAACAUAUCAAGGUUCGGAGGUGAGAUUUGGCUGAUGCAUGAGAAAUCCACAAAGGAGAGGAGCGAUGGCGAUGGAGAAGUCGAGCUCAAAGUACAGAACACAGUUUUGGUACGUGGCAAUGGUCUCUUUCCUCCUCUGGCUUGUCUUGCUUUACCUUUUCAGUUCCUCCGCGACAACCGUUCAUACCCACGAGAGAUUGUUCCGACCAGAAAACGUCAUCAAUCUCCCCAUCAACGUCCCAAAACACGUCCAAGAAUCUGAUCAGGCUGUUCUCUCCGUCGACGUCCCACAACACGACCAAGAACCUGACCAGCCUGUUGUCUCUGCCGUAGACAACAACACACUUCCUGUUAAUACCCGCGGGAAUGAUACCUCUCGGGAGGUUCAGAUUUCGGAAGAUGCCAAGGUUGUGACUGAUCUCGUCGAGGAACUCGAGAAAGAAAAGAUUGAGAACGAGAAGAAGAGAGCAGACUCAGGUUUGAGUGGUCGGACCACGAGGUCAAGGAGGGGACAUCGCGAACCAAGAAAGGCUAGAUUGGAACCUGAGAAGAAAAGGGUUCGCCAUAAUGAUGAUGAUAAUGAGAGGAAUGUGGUUAAUAGUGAUGAGAAUCAUCAAUCAUACGACAAAGAACUAAACUUUUUGGAGCCUAAGGAUGACGUGGGAUCCAAGAAAGAUCGAGUAGGUAAGGAAAUGGCGAAUGGUUUGUCCGAUAAUGAUAUUGAAAGUGACAACACUUCUGAAACAGUGUCCGAACCAAAAAAUCAGAGACAUUUCACACCGAGUAAGACAGUUUCCAAGGCCAAGAACAGAGUAACCUCAAGGAGAAACCGGCCUAAAGUUAUGGUACGGCCAAGAGCAACGCGACGUAACGAUCCAUGUCGAGGAAAAUACGUUUACAUGCACGACGUUCCAUCUUUAUUCAACGAGGAGCUUCUCAAGAACUGCUGGACGCUGAGUAGGUGGACGGACAUGUGCGAGUUAACAUCGAACUUCGGUUUAGGCCCUCGUCUACCAAACAUGGAGGGAGUUUCCGGUUGGUUCGCCACAAAUCAGUUCACAUUAGAAGUGAUAUUCCACAACAGGAUGAAGCAGUACAAGUGCUUGACCAAAGACUCGUCUCUCGCUUCAGCGGUGUAUGUUCCUUACUAUCCAGGUUUAGACUUGAUGCGGUUCCUGUGGGGACCGUUCCCUUUCAUGAGAGAUGCGGCGGCGCUUGAUCUGAUGAAGUGGCUUAGGGAGAGACCAGAGUGGAAGAGAAUGGACGGUCGAGAUCAUUUCAUGGUGGCUGGUCGCACCACUUGGGAUUUUAUGCGUACUCCAGAGAAUGAAUCUGAUUGGGGCAACAGGUUAAUGAUCUUGCCGGAAAUUAGAAACAUGACGAUGUUACUAAUAGAAUCAAGCCCAUGGAACUACCACGGCUUUGCGGUUCCUUACCCGACUUACUUCCACCCUUCAACCAACGCAGAGAUCCUCCAAUGGCAGAACAGAAUGAGAAGAAUCAAACGUCGUUACCUAUUCUCCUUCGUUGGUGCACCACGUCCAAACCUAGGCGACAGCAUAAGAACCGAGAUCAUGGACCAGUGCAAAGCUUCCAGAAGAAAAUGCAAGCUUCUUGAAUGCGUUUCAGGCUCUCAAAAAUGCUACAAACCCGACCAGAUCAUGAAGUUCUUCUUGAGCUCAACGUUCUGUCUCCAACCUCCUGGUGACUCCUACACUAGACGGUCUACAUUCGACUCGAUAUUAGCCGGUUGCAUACCGGUUUUCUUCCAUCCCGGGUCGGCUUACGCGCAGUACGUUUGGCAUUUACCUAAAGAUAUCGGUAAAUAUUCUGUUUUUAUUCCCGAGAAGAAUGUCAAAGAAGGUAAAGCGAGUAUAGAGAAGGUUUUGAGUAGGAUUCCGAGGGGGAAAGUUGUGGCGAUGAGAGAAGAAGUGGUGAAGUUGAUACCGAGGUUGAUGUAUUUUAACCCGUCUGGUAAGAGAGGAGACGCGGGGAGGUUUGAAGAUGCGUUUGAUGUGGCUGUGGAUGUAGUGCUGCAGAGAGUUGAAGGGCUGAGGAAGAGGAUUGAGAAAGGGAAUGAAGAGAUUUUUGAGUUUCCGGAGCAGUUUUCUUGGAAGUAUAAUGUGUUUGGGAAUGUUGAGAAGCAUGAGUGGGAUUCUUACUUUGAUAGGCAUUGAUUCAUUUGAUAUUAGACUGUGUUUGAUGUGUGUGUGUUUUGUUUUCUUCAAGUUCUUGGGAGAUAAAUGAAUGUAGUAGUUGUGA